GGGGGUGGGAGCUUUGGAGUUUGAGCACCAGGUAGAGUCGAGAGGGAGACUGGGAUCCCAGCGAGUCUCUCAUCAUUUCCUUUCUUGGAUUCUGGGUUGGAUUUAUUUUUUUUUUUGGGUGCCGAUCGAGUACAUGUGAUGGAGAUGAGCGGCUGGCUUGGCUUCUCCUUGUCCUCCUCCUCCAGAGGGGACGGCUCCUGCUGCUGCGAGGAGGACCAGUUCGGAGGUGGUGGAGAAGGUAGCGGCGGUGGUGGAGGAGGAGGAGGAGGAGGAGGAGGAGAUGAUGGUAGGGUUGAGCUGGGGUUUGCUUCUUCCAAUCCUCUUGUUCUCAUGCCUCUGCGGUCUGAUGGCUCCAUUUGCCUCAUGGAGCCGCCACCUUUGAGGCAUACUCCUUGUGCUUCAGAUUGGAAGUAUGGUGCAAUUGCCACCACCACCGACGGCAGCUCCAACCCAGAAGAGGAAGGGCCAAAGUUCGAGGACUUCUUGGGUGGCUACUCUGAGCACACCAAUGAAGAGAGUCCAAACCUGCAGCAACCCAUCUCCCACUUCCAUGCCAUGUACCCUGGAAUCAAUGUCAACAUGCCGCCCUCCAUCAUCCCCGCUGCAGAGGGACGAACAGAGGAAGAUGUGCAUGACCCGUAUCACUACAUCCAAUCCUUCCACCCGUUUCAGGAUCCCACCACCCUCCGGCCCUCACCGCUCGCGACGGAUCCGAUCUACAGCGUGGGAACGGACGGCUCCAUCUCCAUCUCCGGCAUGAAGUCGUGGCUCCGGCAGAACCAGUAUGCCCCGGAGAAGCAACCGGCCGACGGCGUCAGAUCGCUAAGCCUUUCGAUGAGUCCUGGUUUGGGUUUGCAAUCUGUGCCUCAUGAAUUGGCUCCGGCGGAGGCCGCCGACGACCCGAGCCGCUUGAAUGCUAAAUCCGCAGCUCGUGAGACGGUUCCCCGCAAGUCCAUCGAGACCUUCGGGCAACGAACCUCGCAGUAUAGGGGAGUCACAAGGCAUAGGUGGACGGGAAGGUAUGAAGCCCACCUGUGGGAUAACAGCUGCAGAAAGGAAGGCCAGACGAGGAAAGGAAGGCAAGUUUAUUUAGGAGGGUAUGACAAGGAAGAGAAGGCAGCAAGAGCAUAUGACUUGGCUGCACUCAAGUACUGGGGACCAACGACUCACACAAACUUACCUCUGAGCACCUACGAGAAGGAACUGGAAGAGAUGAAGAACAUGAGUCGACAAGAGUUUGUGGCCAAUUUACGAAGGAAAAGCAGUGGGUUCUCAAGAGGAGCAUCUGUUUAUAGAGGGGUGACGAGGCACCACCAGCAUGGUAGAUGGCAAGCUAGAAUCGGCAGAGUGGCAGGCAACAAGGACUUGUACCUUGGGACAUUCAGCACUCAGGAGGAAGCCGCAGAAGCCUAUGAUAUCGCAGCAAUCAAGUUCCGGGGUCCGAAUGCGGUGACAAACUUUGACAUCGGCAGGUACGACGUGAAGCGCAUCUGCUCGAGCAACCAUCUCAUCGGCGGUGAUCUCGCCAAACGAACGCCGCCCAAGGACAGCAGCCCCAUGUCGUUGGAGACAGACCACCGGCCUUCUCCUGCCGUCACAAAGUCGGGCAUUGCAGGUGCUGAGGAUGAUUUCAGCGACAUGUUAUGUAACCCCAAGCUUGACGACACCUCGAACCGGCUGCUGCUAGCCGAGGUUGCACCGGUGGUUUCGUCUUCUCCGGGCAACCCCAUCUCGUAUCACAGCAUGUGUGGGGACUUCUCUCAGGCAUUUUUGUACCCUACUGCAAUGAAAUAUGAGUGUGGGGAUGGCAGUAGUAACGGAGGUAAUGGGGAUGGAGGAAGCAUGAAUUGGAUGGUGGCAGCAGCUCGGCCUACAGAACUGCCAGCAGUCAAUCAACUUCCAAUGUUUGCCCUAUGGAAUGACUGAGUAAAAGCUCAAAGCAGGUGGGUUUUAGGUAUCUUUUUGGCUUCUGUCUUCUACCUUACAAAGAUGACAGCAAUUUUGAAGCACAGUUAGCUGUGUUCGGUCUACUGGUGACAUACCCUAUCAGAUCUUUGUUUAGUAGACACUUUUGACAUGUCAUUUGCUUCAACCUUACGAUUAAGAAGAUGACAGCAAUCCAUGUAAUGAAUGUUUCAGAAGUCUUUAUCCUACAUUACAGUUAAAA
Messenger RNA from Musa acuminata AAA Group (dessert banana), 2167 nucleotides. RefSeq names its product AP2-like ethylene-responsive transcription factor AIL1. Bases 139 to 1926 code for a protein of 595 amino acids. The record is from RefSeq and is a predicted model, not a curated record. The transcript has 9 exons. Gene Ontology annotation, biological process: regulation of DNA-templated transcription. NCBI's taxonomy places the organism in Eukaryota, Viridiplantae, Streptophyta, Magnoliopsida, Zingiberales, Musaceae. Gene Ontology annotation, molecular function: DNA-binding transcription factor activity; DNA binding.